This is a messenger RNA of Struthio camelus australis, 4337 nucleotides long. RefSeq names its product guanylate cyclase activator 1C (gene GUCA1C). Gene Ontology annotation, molecular function: calcium ion binding; calcium sensitive guanylate cyclase activator activity. The record is from RefSeq and is a predicted model, not a curated record. Lineage: Eukaryota; Metazoa; Chordata; Aves; Struthioniformes; Struthionidae.
AUGUUUGAUGCUAUGGGUGCCGCUGGAUCAGCAGAUGAUAUUAAUGCCAUGGAAAUUCAUCACUGGUACACAAAAUUUAUGAAGGAGUGCCCAUCUGGACAGCUUUGUUUGCAUGAAUUUAAACAUGUCCUGGAUCUGCACGGACUUACUCCAGAAGCUAACAAUUAUGUUGAACAAGUAUUUCAUACAUUUGACAUGGAUAAGGAUGGAUUUAUAGACUUCUUGGAGUUCAUAGCUGCAAUAAAUUUGGUUAUACGAGGGAAAAUUGACCAAAAAUUGAAAUGGUAUUUUAAGCUGUAUGAUGCUGAUGGAAACGGAUGUAUUGACAAAAAAGAACUAUUAAGCAUAUUCACGGCUAUCCAGGCUAUUAAUGGCCACACCGACAUGUCUGCUGAGGAAUUCACAAACAUGAUAUUUCAGAAGAUAGACGUGAACAAUGAUGGGGAACUGACUUUAGAAGAGUUUAUAAGCGGUGUGGAAAGAGAUGGGGAUCUACUGGAAUUGAUUACAAAAAGUUUUGACCUUUCCAACGUACUCAAAGUCAUACAGAACGGCAGGAGGCACAGCAUCUGAAGGCUUCAGCGAUGGAUGUAGCAUCUGUGUCAUCGUUUUCAAGGAAGAUAACAUUUGACGCAAUCAAUCAGGGAGCUUCAUAUUGUCAAAGCCUGCCCGGCAGGCACCUAGCUCCAGGAAUAAUUCUCCCUCAGAAUUUUCACUUUUGACUCCACAUCUCUCUCUCCUUUUCUUUGUUCUUUCUCUCAUCACUGACUGUGGCAGCUACAGGACACAAACUUCUGCCCAGACAUAGUAGAAAAACUAUUUGAUGCAGUACAAAUAACUUAUUUGGUCUUUAUGAACACUGUUUAGAGUAAUUGGAAAAACAAUGGCAAGAUCACAAAAUACAACCUUUCUAGAAGACACAGAGUUAAUGCAUUUUUUUCUUUUACAUACAGGUUCUCUAACCUACUAUUUAAAAUGUGGUGAUAAACCACAUUUGGUUUGGUGAUAGGAUUGGCUUCUAUCUGCAUCAAUUAAGAAUGAAGCCUUGUUUGCAUUAGCUUAACAUUUGCUCUAAUCGGUACUCAGAAUCGCACUGGAUUAUCUGGGAAACACCUCAAUCAACUUAAUAUUCCAGAGAUGCGCAUCCUCUUUAAAAAGCUGUUUGCCACUCUUGACUGUAUUACAUGUUUUUCUGUUGGGGGAGGUGUCAGCUACUCUUCUUUCAAACUAACCUUGUAGAAGCACUGGAAUGAAAAUUUGUUAAUCUUUGUAUAGUAGAAUUAGAAGUUCAAUGAAUAGCUAAAACCAAAUUAUUUUGUAAGUGCCAGAACGAAUGUCAUUUGGUUUCACAGAGAUUUGUGUCCUUUGACAUCUAUGUCCUCCUUUUCCAAACAAUUCCACUUCUCAUGGGGCUCUUUGCCAUGGCUGCAAGAGACAAAAGGUAAGAGGUGUCACUACUGGUACACGCUGAUGGGACUGCCGGCUUCUGUCAAACAGACUGUUUAACAGCUGAAUUCUUCCUGCCUUUCCCUCAAGGGGAAUACUAAUUUAGGUAUUCUCACUCUGCCCAGAUACCUGGGCAAAAGCUUUUAACAAUUCAGUCUCUCUGAGACUUCCACCUUCUUCCAAACUGGGUUGCAAUCAUGUCUGAAUCUGGUAGCUGUUAGGAGCAAGAGCAAGGGCUUCACAGGCUGCAUGAUCACAUAUGCCUCAUUUUCUUGGGAAACCAUGCUAAAAAGCAACUCAACCUUACCAUAUAGGUAACAAGAUUAAUUCUGUGAGCUGAAAUGAAACUUCAUGAGCUGGCUGCAAAGGGAAAAUUCUGCAGUUCUCUCUGGUUCUUUUGGGACUGGUUCUCUCUCACGUCUGCAACAGGCUUGAUUGAAUUACAACACUGUAUUGCAAGAGCAAGUUCUCCUUGGCUGGCGGCAUCCUGCAGGUACCACAAUACUAGUUAUUAUCAGAAGCAUCAGCUUUAUGCAAAUAAUUUGUUCAUGGAUCCUAGCAGGAUGAAGGAAACAAUUAUUAAGACUUCAAUAUGAAAAUAUUUUUCUUCCAAACACACUUCAAAUCCAUGUCCAUUUGCACAUAAUGAAAUGUGCUCCAUCCCUGUGAUUAUUAUCAUAGUUUCUGAUUUGAUCGAUAGACUAUACUGAAAGUACGCAACAAGCAUCACUUGACAUUAUAAACAGUUCUGACAUUAUAGUUCUGACAUUUGCACUUUUAUAUCCUUUCUAAAAAAAAGAGAAUGAUGCAUGAGAUUGCUGGUGGGUUAGGACUUUAAAUCUGUCUAUUUACUUAUUAUUGACACAUUAAUAUUUAACUGUCAGUAUCAGUUUUCUCAACCUAGACUUCAAAAAUAUCACUUUUUUAAUGUAAUGCUUUUGCAUUUAGAUUCUAUGAGGGUGGUGUUCUUCAGAAUUGACUUUAACGUUUAAAAUAAAAUGGUCCAGUCUAAUGUGUCUGGGUACAGGGGAACAGCUGUAUUUUGGAUUCUUGCUUUUAAGCUAAUGAAGGUACUGGCUUUGAAAAGUGACUGCUACUUAUGUAUACUGACUUUUUUUUUAUAAAGGGAUUUUUAAAAGAGAAUAUUUCUAUUUAAAUGUACGUAAUUUUUUUGUGUAGUUGUAGUUAUAUGAUGUGAAUUACCAGUUCAGGAAGAGCAUUGUGUCAUGUUUAAAAAAAUAGUGAAUGUAAGGAAAUUCUUAGCCAUCUUUUUGUGAAACUAUAUUAUAAAGGUGGCUGACAUGCUUAUUUUCCAUACUUGCAUAUGAAAUCAUUUAGCAGAAGCCAGUGUAAUUAAGAAACAAAUAUCUUUUCUCUUUAAUAUAAAUACUUUGGCGUAUCAUUUCCAAAAAUAUUUACCUAUAAAAACUCCAUAUGUGUUUGGGAAUAUUCCUAAGGCUUUAUUUAUACUACUAGAUUUUUUUUACAAGUUGAUUAAUUUAAAUUUCCUUUGACUACUUAAGCAUCAUUUGAUGCACAGGUGAUUGAAAUAAAUGCAUUAUGGCCACAGCUGGCUAUUGAUUUCAUUCUUCUCAAUCUGUCAGCUGCUUAUCAGGUGUAGCAGUGAAAUCAGGUGGCACGCAGAAGAGCCAUCAACCUGGCUCCCUAAAGUCUUGUUCAGAGACAACUUGAAGCCACAACUUGUAGCAGUGGAGGGCAAGCUACUUGGUAGUAAUGAAGGAAAAGGAAUGUUGUAAGCUGACCCAUUGGGUUGCUUAUUACUAUUUUAAUAGACAACAGAAAGGGAAAAAGAAGUCAAAUGCUACCUCACAGUACAUCUACCCUUAGCAAAUAGAUAUGUGGUUAACGAGUGGUGCUGAGCCACUGAUUCUGAGGCCUGCCAGAGCCUACACAAAUGCUUUUGCUCUAAAACAACUGGGUGGGAGAAAAAACAAUUAUAGCAUAUGCUUUCAAGAAGUGUCACGAUCAGCAAGACUGAUGCAGAUGUCUGCUGGGAGCGUCUGGAGAAGCUUGCUGCCUACAUUAUUAUCACAGAGUGGCAGAGAGAUUUUUUUGGUAAGAUAGAUGUGCACAGAGAACGACUACUCAUUUUGUCACCAUAUGCACCUUGGAAAGAAUCACAGAUAUCAAAUUCAGUCUGUGCAACUGGGUGAGCGUAGCCAAUCAACAGGGUAAUUGGCAGUUUCUCCUCUAUUAUAAGCUCUUUCACUAUGCUUGUUUUAUUGCCUCUGAACAACUAAAGGUAAUUAGUGUGACAGUUCCCUUUUUUCAAACAGCUCCUAAUUGCCCUAACAUUAUCUCUCUUUUUUUUCUUUUUUUCCUGAUCAUUCAAUAUACUAAGAAAUAAAUAGGUAAUUUUUCUUCUGAGAAUCUGGGAAUUUAAGGCCACAGGCAAAUCACCUUUUCUUGUAGAUAUGAAAUUGCUUAAGCAUUAAUAGGCACAAUUAAACCUUAUGCCACAGUUACAUAUUCCUGAAGAACUGGGAAGAAAGCUUGCUGUGGUGUGGAAAAGAUAUCAGAGCUGCAUUUAAUUUUUGACCUUACAUAAGAUUAGCUGCACCAUACAGACCAUAGCAGCUAAAUAUUUAAAGCUCGUGUGUGUUUUACACAUAGGAGGAGUUUGCAUGCUGUGGCAAACUUCACUUAGGAAAGACACCAACUUCUUUUUGCACAGGUCACUAAAAAUUCUAUGAAUGGCAAUGAUAUUCAAACAUUGCUUUUCGCAGCUUGGUCUGAGCAAUUGAUCUAAAGAGAAAAAGUUUGGUAUUCCAUCUUCCUAUCCCUUGAGCCAUCUAGUCUUCUGGUUCUUUGAAUAUACAUAGCAGCUACAGACUUCUUAAAUUCUACUUUUCUUGGAAAACUCAAAGUAU